Molecule: messenger RNA, 2003 nt
Organism: Myripristis murdjan (pinecone soldierfish)
Lineage: Eukaryota; Metazoa; Chordata; Actinopteri; Holocentriformes; Holocentridae
Gene: stard3nl
Product: STARD3 N-terminal like
Exons: 9
Coding region: 335-1015 (226 amino acids)
Biological process (GO): cholesterol transport
Cellular component (GO): endoplasmic reticulum-endosome membrane contact site; late endosome membrane; lysosomal membrane
Molecular function (GO): cholesterol binding
Source: RefSeq, a predicted model, not a curated record
GGCCGUUGCGAGCCCCAUCCUGUCCGACGGGAACACGGAUGAGCUGACAGACACACGGACGGACGGACGGACGGAGCUGUUUUCAUGCUGCCGAGGCUUUCAGCUCAGAUUGAGGAAACCGAGCCGAAUUACAACAUCAGGAAGAUGCGGCGAUGCGGCUGAGCUCUGCACGGCGGCGCUGGAUCCACUAACCGGGCGCGGCCUCCUUCCAUUUACCCGCUCGCAGCAGAUGCCCCGCCCCCUCCGGCUGUGACACCGGCGUCUUCGCACCCAGAGCCUCCUGAGCGCCGAGCGGUGGGCGGAGCCAGCCCUGCCCCGGGGGGCGUGGCCGGCGAUGGAGAGCCGGAGCAGCAGCGUGGACUCGCGGCUGAGCGGCAGGGGGGCGGGGUCGAUCAGCACCACGCCCCUCUCCGCCCGGGUGGAGUCGUACGAGGCCGCCGAGAAGAAGUGCAUCUCGGACGUGCGCAGGACCUUCUGCCUCUUCGUGACCUUUGACCUCCUCUUCAUCACUCUGCUCUGGAUCAUAGAGCUCAAUGUGAACGGCGGCAUCGAGAAGCAGCUGGACAAGGAGGUGCUGCACUACGACUACCACGCCUCCUUCUUCGACAUAUUCCUGCUGGCGGUGUUCAGGUUUGCCGCUCUCAUCCUGGCCUACGCCGUCUGUAAGCUCCGUCACUGGUGGGCCAUCGCAAUCACCACAGCCGUCAGCAGCGCCUUCCUCAUCGUAAAAGUCAUUUUAUCAAAGCUCCUGUCCCAGGGGGCCUUCGGGUACCUGCUGCCCAUCAUCUCCUUCGUGCUGGCCUGGAUAGAAACCUGGCUGCUGGACUUCAAGGUCCUGCCUCAGGAGGCCGAGGACGACAGCAGAUAUCAGUCGAUCAUGGACGCCACACAGCGCGCGCCUCUCCUGCACCCCGGCCCGCUGUCCGACGGCCAGUUCUACUCUCCACCGGAGUCUGUGGCAGACUCGGAUGAGGAGCUCGACGACAAACACGAUCCAGAAAAGGGGCUCAUUUAGCAGGAUCUCCAGUGACAAGACGUUGACGUUUCUCUCCCCGGUGUGUUCAUGAAGGAAAAACCUGCCUUACGUAUUCUGCCGUCUCAUCCUUUACUCCUGUUUUCUCUGUUUUCACGUCGGUGCGAACUCAUCAUCAGGGGGUUAAAAUCAUUAAUCAACAAAUAGUUCCUGUCAUUAUCGGCCCUUAACUCAUAUUCCUCCACUUCAUCAUCUCGCAUGUUUAAGUAUUCAUAAGAGAUUUUAGGGACGCCGUUAUUUUCUGCCUCUCUCUGGUGUUCGAAGGCGUUUUAACCCGCGCUCUCUGCCACCUUCAGUGUCAUGUUUACUUUUUUUUUUAAAGAUUUUUCGCUCACUUUCACACGCUUGUGAUUGAAGUAGCCGUGGCGAGGAAGAAAAAUGAGCGCGCUCUUUGGCUUUUGUGGACAAAGGGAAACUGGUAGGAAGGAUAUCGGCCAGUAUUAGAGAUGGAUCGUCUUUGUCGCAGAGGGGCGGAGGGAUCUUAUACAGUAAAGCGGCUCUCGGGUGGCUGCACGCUCAGGGCUCCUACACAGGUCUGGAAAACGGAUUUGGACGAGGUUGAGGUCUUAAAACGUGUAGAAAGCGACAAAAACUGUGAUGCAAACUUGAAAACUGUUGUAUCGUGUGAUACCCAGCGAAAGAAAUGAGCCGUAAAAAAAAAAAGGGCGUAAACCGAGGCUUGGAGACGUCUUGAGGUUUCAAACGGACAGUGUGUAGGAGCCCUGCGCUGUGUGUGUGUGUGAGUGUGUGUGUGUGUGUGUGUGUUGAAGCUAAAACUGCUUUGAAAUGCUGCUUGAUGACAAAUUAAUUUAGUUGGACCUUCAGAUGAUUUAAAAAAACAAACAAAAAAAAACAAAAAAGGAAAAAACCCUGUGUACAGUAUCUUAAUGCAUGCCUUGCGAGCUCGACGAUUUUGUGUUUUUAUGAUAAGCUUGCCUGUAAAAUAGAAUCAUUAAAAUGUUAAAUCUGA